GCCAAUCCAAUCCCCGUUUUUUGUUGUGUUCGUUGCAGUUUCGGGCUUUCGCUGUUCGUUACCGUGCUUUACCCCAAAGCGAGCGUGUUGUUUUGCGUCAUCAACUGGCGACAUGAAAAUAUGUGAGACUUUGCAGCUGUCAGGCGACCGUAUAGCCGAAUAUUCGCUUUCGAGCGUAAGCACAUUGUGAACAGACCGCAUCUCAGUUUUCGCAGAUAUGGCUUCAGAAGGCAGCCCGCACGAAAUGGCCGCCGUACCGGACAAGGCGAACCGUAGGGAGUUGUGCGAAAUUAUCUGCACGCAAAAAGAAAAACUCCAGCGCUACGAGGCCCGGCUCGGAGACCUUGUUCGUGCGUACAAAAGUCUGCAGAAAGAAAAGGAUGCCCUCGAACUGAGCCUGAAGGCACUGACGUCAUCAAAAGCCAGCGAAAAAGCCCGUGCAAGCACAUCAAAUGAAUCCUUGACUGGAAAGGAAAGUGAAAAAAAGUCAGAACCAAGUCCAGCAUCAAAAGCUGAUGCGCAAGAAGAUGAAAACCCACCCAGUGAUUCUGCACAGGGUGAUGCUUCUGAAGACCAUGUGGCUGCGCUGUCUCAGGCACUGUCUACACUCUCGGAAGAGAAGGCCCGCAUGGAGGCUGCCUUCCAGGCAGACCGUAAGCGACUCAUCCAGGAGAAGGAGGCUGCGCUGCACCAAGUCGAGGAAGUCCAAAGAAACGCAGAGGAGCAGGCCACUUCUCUGGAAGCCAAGAUGACUGAGCUGCGAUCAAAGUUGCGCGAGGAGCAGCUGGCUCGUGAGCAGGAGCAGAGUGACCAUGCAGCGAUGCUGAGGGAACUUCAACGCCUGCUGUCCGAGGAACGAACUCUUCGUGAGAACUUGGAAGACAAGCUUGAGGAAGCCACAAGGAAAGCUGCUCAGGCAGACUUGGCGAAGGAGUACGAGGCCAAAGUCGAGAAACUGACUCAGGAGUUGGACGAGGUGCGCAAACGACUGCUUGCAUCAGAGGAGAAGCUGAGGCAGCCUUCCCCACUGCUUCUCAAGCUGCAGCAGGAGCUGGUGGAGGUCAAGGCUCAACACCAGGCUGCACUGGAGCAGGAGAAGAAACGGUCAGGACAUGCUCAGGCACGUCUGCACCAGCAGACAUCAGGAAGUGAGGCGCGGGUUGCUAGCCUGGAGAGCCGACUACAGGAGCUGUCCCAGGCAGUGGGCACGUAUGACCGGCUGCGCAUGCAAGACCGUGCGGCCAUCCAACGACUGCGUGAGCGUCUUUCGCAGCUCGCCCAAGAGAAUGCAGCUUUAGCAAGCGCUGCAGGCAUAGGCGCCAAGGCUGCAGAACUGCCUUCCCAGGACAGCAACCUGGAUGUGAAGACCUUGCUCGACCGGUUUGGCAAGAUGCGCCUGCUGCUGAAGGAGUCGAACCAGCGUGCUGAGAGGCCUGUUGACCUGAUUGCAUACUUCCGCGAGCUGGCAGAAGAGGAAGUCCUCGGCCUUCACGCCAAAUGCCGAGAAGAGCUUCGCCAACUCAAGGAUGAGUUUGAACAGUACAAGGCUCAUGCCCACUCUGUGCUGCAGGGUACAGGCAGCCAAGGCAGCUAUGCCAAGGGUCAGGAGUCUUCAGCAGAGUUGGAUCGGCUCAGGCAGCAAGUGAAGGACCUUCAGGGGCAGCUGAGGACACAGCGGGCUCAGUUCGAGGCGCAAGAGCAGAUGAGCAGGGAGACUACUACAAAGCUCCAGCGCGCCCUGUCAGAUGCGGACCUGCAGCACGAGCAGGAGCGGCAGCGCCUGGAACAGCGUUGGAGCAGCAAGCUGUCGGAGUUGGAGUCCCUGAUGCAGGCGCAAAGAGAUCGUUCACUGGCUCUAGUGGAGGAGAAGGAUCGCGAGCUGCAGGCACUGCGCGCCACACUUGCCAGCUUGGAGUCCGAGAACCAACGCUACGACUGGCAGGCGCAGCGCGAAGCCGUCAGCAGCAGCGGCUUGGCCGUGGAUGUCUCAGGUGACCGGGAUGGAAGCUCUGAUGCUCAGGGCGAUGCCUUGGAUCCCCUUCUCUCCGAGUUGCUGUCGAAGAAUUUGGGCUUUGCUUCGAAGGACGGCAGAAGUAAGGCCGAAUGGCAGCUGCUGCACUAUGCCCAAGAGCUGGCCCGCAAGGAUGCCGAGCUCCUGCGAACCCUGAGGGAGAAGAGAGACGUGGAGUCUGCGCUCAGGGACCUGCAGAGGUCGGUGCUGCUCAAAGAGCAGAAGGAUGCCCAGGAGAGGGAAGCCCUGAGGCUGCGUCUGUCCCAGCUAGAGCACAUGCCUGGACCCAGCGACAGUGGCAAGGUGAACCUACAGUACCUCAAGAAUGUAGUGCUGCAGUAUUUGCUGUGCAACGAAGCCCCAGCGCGUAAGCACAUGCUCAAUGCAAUCGCCGUGGGUCUCCGUUUUACACCCCGCGAGGCGCAGCUGGCUCGACAAGCAGCUCAGGCCUGGUGGUGAAUGUUUCCUGAACCUUCCUGCUACGAAAACAGUAUGCGUGUUGACCAGAGACGCAUCCAACCAUGGCAUUUUGGGGUACAGCUUGAACUAGCUCUAUUUGUGUUAGUGUUCUUGCAUUAGUUAUCUUCUACCAGGGACAAAAUUGUUUCUAAAGCCGGUAACUGCAUCUUAAAGUGGAGCGUGAUGCACCAGUUACUUGGAUAACAUAAUGGCCUGUUGCUUUUGCUUCACUGGCUGUGUGUUCUGGUGCCAUCAGACCUAACUCAAACGCAUAAUGGUGUAACUUGCUUCACAGCUUUGGCUGCUGGAUCCAAGUUAUUUCCACAAGUCAACAUACAGCCCCUGCCAACAAUGGAUGUGGUCACUGUGUAGAUACAACGGCUGGUGAAAUGAUUGAUUACAUUUACAGUUUACAUUUCGGAUACCGGUUUGUGGUGAUGACUCAGAUCCAGCAGUCAAUGCUCCACAGUGCUGACUGUAAUGCAAGCCAUGUGCUUAAGUGAAAUCUGAUGGCAAUAGUACAUCAGUGUCGUUGUGAAGUUGUACCAAAGCACAAUAGAACUUGCUUACUGUGGGAACAACCUGUUAUAGCAAGAGAUUGUAGUGAUCCUUAUGCAUCGGGACUGCAGUUUCCAACGUAACAUAGAUAACUGCAGCCUUCGAACUUUUUUUUUUUUUUUCGUAUGUAUGUGUAUAAAGUGGUGUUGUAUAAAUGUACGAAUAGGACAAAACUUGAUUGCUGAGGCUUAUCUGAGGAUCGAGAUGUUCAAUUGUGCAUUUCUCUUUGGAGUAAGCAGUAAUCUUGGGUGUUUUAAAUGUCACUAGUGUUGCUAGCUUCACAUGCCUUGAACACAACGGUGUUGGAAGAGCAACACAAACACAGGGAGCAGGAUGUAAGGCAUUUUGUUUUUAUUUUGCACAGUCAUGUAAAACUUCCAGCUAAUAUUUUUUCUGACUUGGUAAGUGGGAAUAUAUACUCUGCGCACAGAGAUUGAACCAAGUGUAAGAUGUCUCAAAAUAUUAAAGAUUAUUAUUUUCUUAC
This is a messenger RNA of Dermacentor albipictus, 3512 nucleotides long. The record is from RefSeq and is a predicted model, not a curated record. NCBI's taxonomy places the organism in Eukaryota, Metazoa, Arthropoda, Arachnida, Ixodida, Ixodidae.